AUGGACGAAAAAGACAUUUUGACUGAAAUGCUGAAGGAAAGCGUUGUCCGUGUGCAGCGAAUCACCAGGAAAGAAGGUGAAAAGAGAGUUAAUACACCCGCGCUGAUCCUAACGUUCUCCAAAACCACGUACCCGGAGUACCUCAAGAUCGCUACGGCCACACCCGUGUCCGUUGCCCUGGGCCACAACGCUGUUUUAACUGCUCUGGCGAUUAUCACGGAGAAGAGGAGUGCAACGAGGCUUCCCAAUGCAGAAAUUAGGCUAGGAAACGUACUGAGCUACAGACAGGUGGAAGCUAUGCCCAAGCGGCAUCGCGAUUUAGCGAAUUUGAAAAAAAGAUUGCGGGAACUUGAAGCGACCGUGAAGGCAAAGGACGAGGACAUAGCCAAACUGCGCGAAGAAAUCAAGCAGAAAGACGAAAAAAUUAACAGUGUGAACAAUCUCAACCAACUGCUGAAACAGAAGAUUUCUGAUGAACGAUCGCGCAGCGCAAGCCGUGGAAGUCAACAUCACAGCCAAAGACCAGUACCAGCACCGACGUGGUCGAAUCCGGUCACUCGAUCAAGUAGCCACUCUCCAGCCGUUCAGGAACCGAAGCGAGGCCCUGGCCGCCCCCGAAAGUACGACAAAUCGGUCAUAUCGCCUGACCCUAGCCCGCCCCCGAAGAAAACUGCUGUCACUACACCCGAUCCCAUGAUGAUGGACUGUGUCAGCUAUGAAGUGGAGAUACCGGCCACACCCCCCAGUCACACGAACACGGACAACGAGAUUUAUCGGUUCGGAAGCGGAGAAAGUGUAGUACACCCUCCGACGCAAGUGCAGCAGGUUGAAGGAGUCGCCCGGGACGUCUUACCCCAACCCGUUGAUGACGAAUUCACCUCUGCAGCCGAUCACACCACCGAAACAUCUACGAUACCGGAAUCCUGGGAUAGACGGCAGGGAGAAGGGAUUGCCCUUCUUUGCCCUGGCCGCCGCCCUACGCAACCAACAAUCAACCCUCUCAUCGAAACCAACAGCCGAGAAACCAGCGAAUCUACAAAAAGUCUUUCCCCAGUGCCGGCUGUUGCCGGUAAUUCUGGAAGUAAUCGUGUGGUGAUGUUGGCAACGGCUGGCACUGUGGGGCAAAGCGUCCCACAGGUCAGUAUUCCUAUUCCCAAGAUUCAAACCGAUACUGCUGCGCCCGUUGUUUCAGGCGACAACACGAAUAUUCCAGUUCUCUCGCCUGGCGAAGGCCCAUCAAGAUCCCGCACGACGUAUAUUACACAAAGCGCUUCCCCGGUGCCGGCUGUUGUCGGUAGUGGAAAAUCUAGUGUAAUGGUUUCGACAGCGGCUGGCACUGUGGGGCAAAGCGUCUCACAGCCGACUCAUCUGCUGGAAGAUCCACCAUCAGUUCCGGUACGAACAGCUCCUCCGGCAGCUGCUUCGCACUCCAAUGGAACCUGCGCGGCCUUAAGGGCAAACAUCAGCGAACUGAAGCUCCUCAUCGCCAACCUCGAACCUUACGUCAUUGCACUUCAAGAGACGAAGGUUAAUCAAACGGUCAUACCUCCAAACUUCGUUGGCAGGAACUACACGCUACUGUUGGAGUCAAACAGCACCCAUUACUGUUCAGCCCAAUAUCAAACCGCUUUGAGCGAGCUCCUCGAUAAACUGGAUGGCCCGGUUAUAUUUCUGGGUGACUUCAACGCACAUCACCUUGCGUGGGGGUCAUCAUCAUCGAACGCGCUUGGCCGAUUCAUAGCUGACACGACAUUAGACAGGAAUCUUGUGAUUCUCAACAGUGGCUCUCCCACACGCAUCGACCCGGCCACUGGUCAUACUUCGGCAAUCGACGUUACCUUCUGCUCUAAGAGUCUGGCUCCCAAGUUUACAUGGCGAACUCUUUCGGACACCCACAACAGUGACCACUUCCCGAUAACGGUGACCAUACCUGGAUGGUCUAGCACGCGAACCGUGCGACGGAAAUGGCUCUAUGACCGCGCCGACUGGUCGCUGUAUGAACAAAUCACCGCUGAGACAAUCUGCCCAGACGUCGAGUGGAAUGUUGACAGCUUCACGGAGAAGUUGAUAGCAGCAGCUAACACUUCCAUACCACGCACCAGCGGCCGAGUUGGACCAAAAGCGGUACCAUGGUGGUGCCCAGAAGCGAAGACUGCCAUCCGACAGCGACGAAAGUGCUUGCGGGCCUUACGGCGCCUGCAGAGAUUCGAUCCAGAUCAACCCGCAGCGUUGGCUAGUUUUCAGGAAGCUAGAGCAGCAGCACGAAAGGCGAUUAAAGAGCUCGACGACAAAACUAUGGCAGACGGUGAACUGUUUGCGUGGCAGCCGCAACAACGCACCAUAGUAGUCAAGGGAGCGGAUGGUUUCAUAGACAAUCCCGAAGAAGCAGCGGAAGAACUGGCCAGUCACUACAGCGAGAGAUCAGCGACCUCCAGCUACCCUCCAUCUUUCCAGAUGGCGAAGGCAAGAGCGGAACGAGAGUCCAUAGAUUUUUCGCCCAAUACCGAGGAUGUAUACAACACCGACAUCACCCUGAACGAAUUUCUGUGGACUCUCGACAAAGGACGAGGUGCCUCUACAGGACCCGACAUGAUAGGGUAUCCUCUGCUUCAACGCCUGCCCCUGUCCGUGAAAGUGACGCUCCUCGAGCUGCUCAAUAAAAUCUGGAGUAACGGAGACUUUCCCGCUAGCUGGCGGAAUGCCAUCGUCGUUCCCAUCCCAAAACCUAAUUGUCACGAUACCGGGCCUGCUGCCUUUCGGCCAAUCUCGCUCACCAGCUGCAUGGCAAAGCUGCUAGAGCGGAUCAUCAACCGUCGCCUAAUUACUGAGCUAGAGUUGAAUGGUCGGCUCGACAAACGCCAACACGCGUUUCGUCCCGGACGGGGCACGGAUACGUACUUUGCUGAGCUGGAGAAAUCGCUUCCAACCGCAGACGAGCACUGUCUGAUAGCUUCACUGGACCUGUCGAAAGCAUACGAUACUACCUGGCGACAUGGAAUAGUUCGCACAUUGAAAAAAUGGCGAAUACGUGGUCGAAUGCUCAACAUCAUACAGAGCUUCCUCUCCGAGCGAACAUUCCAGGUGUCCGUAGGGAGACACUUAUCUCGCGAACAUCCGCUGGAAAACGGAGUACCUCAAGGCUCGGUCCUCUCUGUGACCCUGUUUCUCGUCGCUAUGCAGCCGAUAUUCCAAGUGAUACCGAAAGGAGUUGACAUACUCCUAUACGCGGACGACAUCCUCCUCGCUGUGCGAGGCGCCAGAAGUGACGGGUUAUACCGUAAACUGCAGGCCGCCGUCAAGGCUGCCGAUCACUGGACGAAAAGCGUCGGUUUCGCCAUGUCGGCAACAAAGUCCUUCAUUUUUUACUGCAGCCCGAAUAUACGGAAUGAACCUACAGGAGACAUCACCAUCGAUCAGACUCCCAUUCCGACGACCAACCAGCUGAGGAUUCUGGGUGUAACCUUGGACCGAACCCUCACCUUCAGACCUCACUGCAAGUUGACGAAAAAAGCUUGCGAGUCUCGGUUACGGAUUCUUCGGAUGAUCGGUGCCCAACACUCACGUGGCAAUCGAACAUCUCUGCUGCAGGUUGGAUCAGCCUUAGUCACCUCGAAGUUGCUGUAUGGGAUAGGACUUGUCAGUCGAGGAGGAUCGCCGAAUUUGCAGACUCUUGCCCCUGCUUACAACAAAAUGGUCCGGUUUGCUUCCGGAGCCUUUGUUACCAGUCCAAUAGUCUCGAUCAUGGCCGAGGCAGGGACCCUACCCUUCGAAUUACUUGCAGCUCAAGCCACAGUGCGAACAGCCAUCCGAAUAUAUUCGCAUAACCGGAAUAACGGUACCCUUCCUCUGAUCCAGCGAGCAUCAGACCGGCUGGAAGAACUAACCGGUUUACCUCUUCCUGUUGUCGGCCAACUCACACGGCAGAGUAGUCGUGCAUGGAACGCACGAAUACCGGCGAUUGUGUGGGAGGUGAAGGAAAAUGUUCGCGCAGGAGAUCCACCUCAGAAAGUUCAUCCGAUCUUUCGGCAAGUACUCGACACUCGUUUCCGCCAUUCGACCGUCAUCUAUACUGACGGAUCCAAGUGUGAAGACACGGUAGGGGCAGCAUUCUACAACGUCGGGAUAGCCCAGAAAUACAGUCUUCCGAAAGAAUGCAGUGUCUUCUCAGCAGAGGCAUACGCCAUUAAAAUGGCACUCUCUAUACCGAAUGUUCGCAACGAAGUGGUGAUCAUGACCGAUUCGGCUAGCUGUCUCCUGGCCUUAGAAGCAGGACAUUCUCGCCACCCGUGGAUACAAGAGAUCGAACAAAUAGUGCGAAACAAAUCCGUUCGUUUCUGCUGGAUUCCGGGGCAUACUGGCAUCAGCGGAAACACGGAGGCAGACCGAUUGGCUAACGAGGGCAAAACACAACCUGUCACCAAUAUCCCAAUUCCAGCGGAAGAUGCUGCAAGGGCAGCAAAGCAGGCGAUUCGCCUCCGAUGGGAGAGGCAGUGGUUUGAAGCGAGAGACGUGAAGCUGAGGGAGGUCAAACGCGACACGCUUAGGUGGACCGAUCGCGGCAGCCCUGCUGAACAGCGUCAACUUACACGGCUGAGGAUUGGCCAUACACGGCUGACCCACACCUUCUUGCUGAAAAAAGAAGAACCGCCGAACUGCGAAUGUUGCGGUGUAGAGCUGACGGUGCGGCAUAUUAUCCUCGAAUGUAGGAAGUACGAUGGAGAGCGAAGAAAAUACAACAUCGGCAGCAGUCUAUAUGAAGCUCUGGGAAACACCGAUGAACAAGCAAUCCAGUUGCUAAACUUCCUACGUGAAACAAAAUUAAACAACAAAUUGUAG
Malaya genurostris is the source of this 4836-nucleotide messenger RNA. RefSeq lists its product as uncharacterized. The record is from RefSeq and is a predicted model, not a curated record. The coding region runs from base 1 to 4836 and encodes 1611 amino acids. Gene Ontology annotation, molecular function: RNA-DNA hybrid ribonuclease activity; nucleic acid binding. NCBI's taxonomy places the organism in Eukaryota, Metazoa, Arthropoda, Insecta, Diptera, Culicidae. The transcript is spliced from 7 exons.